CCGCAUUUGGGCUCAUCUCACACUCGCCCAUCUCUAUCCGCCGAUCCACCCAUCCAUCCGCGUCCGCCUCAAAACCCCACCACCCCGCUGCAACCGGCGCCCCGUCCUCCCCGCCCGCGCGCACUCACAUCCCCCAGUCUCAGUGCGGCCACACUCACCUGACCCACGGAAUGGCGUCGGGUGGCUCUGGCCGCACCGCCACGGCCGGAACCGCGGCGCUGCUGUCGCUGGUGUUCUUACUGCUGCAGGUCUCCGCGGGUGCGGGCGCGGGCGCCGACUGCCACUUCCCGGCCGUGUUCAACUUCGGGGACUCCAACUCGGACACUGGCGGGCUCUCGGCCGCCUUCGGCGCCGCGCCGCCGCCCAACGGCAGGACCUUCUUCGGCAUGCCCGCCGGCCGCUACUGCGACGGCCGCCUCGUCAUCGACUUCAUCGCCGAAAACCUGGGAAUACCUUACCUAAGUGCGUACCUCAACUCAGUAGGGAGCAACUUCUCGCAGGGGGCCAAUUUCGCAACAGCCGGCUCGACAAUCAGCCGACAGAACACAUCCCUGUUCCUCUCGGGGUUCAGCCCCAUCUCCUUGGACGUGCAGUCCUGGGAAUUCGAACAGUUCAUCAACAGAAGCCAGUUCGUUUACAACAACAAAGGUGGCAUCUACAGGGAGCUCCUGCCAAAGGCCGAGUACUUCUCCCAGGCGCUGUACACCUUCGACAUCGGCCAAAACGACAUCACGGCGGGCUACUUCGCGAACAUGACGACUGAACAAGUCGUAGCGUUCAUUCCUGAGCUCAUGGAGAGGCUCACCUCAAUAAUCCAGAAUGUGCACGGGUUCGGAGGAAGGAACUUCUGGAUCCACAGCACGGGGCCUAUCGGCUGCCUGCCUUACGCCCUCAUUCGCCGGCCCGACAUCGCCGCGGUCAAGGACAAGGUUGGCUGCUCUGUCACCUACAACAAGGUCGCGCAGCUCUUCAACCAGAGGCUCAAGGAAACGGUGGCUCGUCUCCGGAAAACCUACCCCGACGCUGCGUUCACCUACGUCGAUGUCUACGCCGCCAAGUACAAGCUGAUCAGCCAAGCCAGCAAGCUAGGCUUCGACGACCCUCUGCUCACCUGCUGCGGGCACGACGCUGGCCCGUACAACUUCGACCCGAAGGUUGGUUGUGGCGGGAAGGUGCUGGUGAAGGGGAAGUGGGUGGUGCUGGGAAAGUCCUGCGACGACCCGGGCAGGAGAGUGAGCUGGGACGGCGUCCACUUCACCGAGGCAGCGAACAAGUUCGUCUUUAAUCAGAUCGUCGGCGGCGGGCUCUCGGACCCGCCCAUGCCCCUGAGGCAGGCUUGCCGGAGCAAAGGGCAGUGAACUGCAGGUGGGUCGUUGGUCAGGUUGGCCGUGCCACUGCUGCUGCUACAUGCUCUGUAAGAGCAUCACCGAUGGAAGAUGCAAAUUUGGAGAUGUAAAACAGUAUAUGUAAAAAUUUACAUCUUUAAAAAAUGCAUUUUACAUCUUGAAAAAAGAGGCAACUUCAAAAGAGCAACUCCAAUAGAAGAUGCAAAUGGAGAUAUAAAACUAUACUUCAACUACUA
Molecule: messenger RNA, 1582 nt
Organism: Aegilops tauschii subsp. strangulata
Lineage: Eukaryota; Viridiplantae; Streptophyta; Magnoliopsida; Poales; Poaceae
Product: GDSL esterase/lipase ACHE
Molecular function (GO): hydrolase activity, acting on ester bonds
Source: RefSeq, a predicted model, not a curated record